AAUAAAGAGGGAUGUUUUAAUUUUAAUUAAGAAAUUUGAUGAUAAAAGAUUCAUCAUUGCUCUGAGAUUUCUCUCAUCAUCAUCUUCUCUGUGAUUCAAUUCCCCUCUUUCUUUCUCUCUCAGUCCCCCUUGUCGUUUUACGGUUAUCCCUUUCCGACCAAGAUUAUUAUGUUCACAUAUUGAAUAAGGAAAAAAAACUGAAAGCCGGAGAACCAAGACUAUCCAUACUUUCUCAUCGACGCAAUUUCCAUCCUCACUUCCUCACCUCACCCCCUUCCUUUGAUCUCACUCUCUCUCUCUCUCCCUCCACGAUUCCAGAUGUGCUGGAUAAGUGAUUAAUCUUGACCGCCUGUGGAUACGAUAUAGUAUCAUCCGCACUUCAUCAGGUUAUUAGGGGGGAAGUUCCUGUCCCUAAUGCAAGGUCAAGGGAGUGGUAUUGAUACUUUUUCAGAAAUCACUGAUGUUGGUCUUGGACCUGUUUCCAACAGCACUGGUGAACCUAGCUCUAGAUUGAAUUUGCAAAACACGGUCAAUGAUGGUGGAAUAAGAAUGGUACAGGAUUGGUUGCCGGCUCCACAUAGUGCUUGUCCUGUGACUGCCCAAAGAUCAGAAGAUACGCGAAUUGAGCCAAAUAUCCUUUUUCCUGGGAGAUCACGUAUUGGCCUUGGUGGCAACCAGAUUACAGGUCGGCCUUCUUUUUCAGAAGGUUCUAGCUCUAAUUAUAUCCCUCAGCAUGUAAAUUUAAAUGCAGGAUAUGUUGAAAACAGUAGUAACUAUGAGCAUGGUAUGGAAGCCGAUAUAGAUCCUAAAUUCUACAAGUCAAGUGGAUUAGGAGCAGAACAUACAUCUUCAGGCAGUGCCUCUCAUGACAUUAUUGGGACUUCAUCCAGAAGCUCUGAUUAUAUGGUUGGGGAAGAUGAUGGUAAUCCAGGCUCUUCUUCUGGCAAUUGGGGUUUAUCCUGCAAGAGAAAGGCUCUUGAGGGUACGUCACAGCAAUCUUAUCCGGGUGGAAGUUCAAGCUCAUUUUCUGAAGCUGAAAAUCGACCCUGGAAUACAGGUCCUGCUUGUCAUAAUCCUUCUAGUAGCUUAAGUUUAUCUACCCCCCGUAAUUCUCCUAGUGGCCUUACUUCAGAACAGCAGAACUCAAGAACCAGGAUUGGUUUGAGAGUUGGAGCAUCUGAAAACUUUUCUUCAUUAGGUGCUAUGGGAAAUGCAGAGAGCCCACUAAGACAAUAUGUUAGGAGUUUCUCUAAUACUGGGUCUCUGCCAGAAUCUGCAACAUCAAACUUAUUAUCUGCUGGAAGAUCAACUACAGUAGCUGCAACAAAUUCGAGUGCUCCCGAAAGCCAGUCUCCUGCUAUGCAUAUGAACAGAUCGUCGGGAAGUAUGUUUCCUUUCCCUUGGAAUAGUGCUUCCAGUUCACGAGUGGGCAGCUUAUCAGGGUCUCUUAUGUCUGGACAUAGAGGUACUGAAUUGAGAGAAGAAGCAAGCUCACAAAGCAAUUCUAGAAUCAAUGUAGAGCACCCCUUGUUUGUUGCUGUUUCUGAAAUGAGAAAUUCAGCACAGGAUCCAACAGGUUGGAGUUUAGCCCCUGGAAACUUGAGCACUUCAAUAGAUGCUCCUUCUUCUGCAAGAGUUGGCUCCAGUUCUAGCAUUCAUUCUUUGCCUAAUCCCUCAUGGAUCCCUCCUCUGACGGAAAAUCCAAGGAUAAAUGAAUUUGCACCUUGGUCUUCGUUUCCAUCUAUAGAACCUAGAGGUCGUAAUCAUUAUAGUACAAUACCACCAGGACCUUCUGCUUCCUCUCAGGAUUCUGGAACUUCUUCCGGACCAAACAAUCAGGGCCGUCUUCAAUCAGUUCAUAGAUCAGCAUUCUUGUUGGACAGACAAGGUGAUGAUGUUCUUAAUACGCCCCAUUCGCUGCGGGCGAUAGCAGCAGACAUUGAUGGGAGGCGCCGACUUAUAUCUGAGAUCCGUCAAGUUUUGAAUGCUAUGCGCAGGGGUGAGAACUUACGAGUUGAGGAUUAUAUGCUCUUUGACCCAUUUAUAUAUCAUGGCAUGGCUGAGAUGCAUGAUAGGCACAGAGACAUGCGCCUUGAUGUUGAUAACAUGUCCUAUGAGGAACUGUUAGCAUUGGAGGAACAUAUAGGAGAUGUUAGCACUGGACUGAGUGAGGAGACCAUAUCUAAAUUGAUGAAACAGAGAAAAUGUCUGUCUAUUACAACAGAAUUCCCAGCAGAUAUGGAACCCUGCUGUAUAUGUCAGGAGCAAUAUGCUGAUGGGGAUGAUAUUGGCACACUCGAUUGUGGGCACGACUUCCACACCAACUGCAUUAAACAGUGGCUAAUGCAGAAGAACCUGUGCCCGAUCUGUAAAACACCAGCCUUGGUGACAUGAAAGGGAAGACCGAAACCAAUUUAUCCCAGCUUGGAAUUUGAUUUUAUUGCUGCUGUAAUGCUAAUACAAAUGUGGGUUGGAGAAUCUAUACCCUUUUGUCUGGAACUGGGUAUUUAUGCAUGAAGAACUUGGUUGAUAAAGAGGGAAAGAGAAACAGUCCUUGAGAAAAUAAAAAAGAGACUACUACAUUGAUCAUGAGAGGAUUUGUUUCUCGGUUAGAAAAAGAUACAUUUUAAUCGUAUGACAAUAAUUAAUAUUUGAAUAAACAUUAUAUCCGACA
Argentina anserina (silverweed cinquefoil) is the source of this 2674-nucleotide messenger RNA. RefSeq names its product E3 ubiquitin-protein ligase MBR2-like. Gene Ontology annotation, molecular function: ubiquitin protein ligase activity. NCBI's taxonomy places the organism in Eukaryota, Viridiplantae, Streptophyta, Magnoliopsida, Rosales, Rosaceae. The transcript has 7 exons. Bases 415 to 2394 code for a protein of 659 amino acids. The record is from RefSeq and is a predicted model, not a curated record.